CUUUAUUCUCGCGUUGCCACAACUCGUUUCUUUCUCAGUGUUUCUGACUAAAGCACCAACAACUGGACAUCGGAGGAUUUGCCUUUUUUUUUUUUAACUUUAUGAACCAUGAGAAGUUGCAGCAAAUCCCCGAUAAUUCUGAAGCUGAUUUACAUCACUUUACUCCCAGCUCUUGAGGCCCAAGAAGUCAAAGUCUCGCCUGAAGUGACGGGAGUCGUCGGGCGUGAUGUCACCCUGCCAUGCCAGUACAUCCCAAGAUCAGAUAUGGACUCUAUUAAUCAGGUUCAGUGGAUGCUCAGUCCACCAGGAGGAGAGAACAUCAUUGUUAUUGUUUCUAAUGGUCAAUUAGUUAGUGUUCAGGAUUCCUUUCUGAAGGGGAGGGUGGAGAUUGCAGAACAAUCUUUGAUCAUUCGAGAUGUGGAAAAGAACGAUUCAGGGUCGUACACCUGCACCGUUACAGCCUUUCCCACUGGCUCCUUUUCAGGAACCACCGACCUCGUUGUUCAAGACACAGACACUCUCUCAGAACAGAUGCCGUUAUCGUCAGGGGUGGUGUCUGCUAUAGUGAUCGCUGUCAUAUUGGUGUUCGUCAUCGUGGCAGCCAUAGUUUACCUCGUCUUCAUCAGACGACCUACAGUCAGUCACCGGGUCUUCAUUGAUGCAGGUGGUCCAGUGAUGGACGCGGCCAGGCCGUCUGUCAUCGUAAGAGACGAGGAUGUGGUCUACUCUCACGUCAAGCUCAGACCGUCCACAGAAGCUCCACCUCCAUCCAAUGGCAAACGCACAGCGGAUGAUGUCACGUACGCCGAGGUCUCUUUGCAUCAGAAGCCCAAAUGAGAGAAAAUG
This is a messenger RNA of Cottoperca gobio, 846 nucleotides long. Its product is annotated as nectin-4-like. The transcript has 7 exons. Gene Ontology annotation, cellular component: adherens junction. The record is from RefSeq and is a predicted model, not a curated record. NCBI's taxonomy places the organism in Eukaryota, Metazoa, Chordata, Actinopteri, Perciformes, Bovichtidae. Bases 109 to 837 code for a protein of 242 amino acids. Gene Ontology annotation, biological process: heterophilic cell-cell adhesion; homophilic cell-cell adhesion.